This is a messenger RNA of Eucalyptus grandis, 1345 nucleotides long. RefSeq names its product FCS-Like Zinc finger 14. Lineage: Eukaryota; Viridiplantae; Streptophyta; Magnoliopsida; Myrtales; Myrtaceae. The transcript is spliced from 2 exons. The record is from RefSeq and is a predicted model, not a curated record. The coding region runs from base 16 to 1020 and encodes 334 amino acids.
UAUAAAGGAUCAGCAAUGGUUUCUUUUCGAAACCAGUGGGCUCCGUCCAAACCACUACCCUCCAUCAUAUAUUCGAGCAGGUUUCCAAAGCCUUCCUUAACACGCUUCUCUCUUUGCUCCUCGUCUGGAGUAUCGAAUGUCUUCAGCUUCUCUAAUCUCCACGAUCUAGAAAAAAUCCUCGACGAAAUCGAAAAGAGAACAAAAAAAGAAGACAUAAGCUUAAGCCAUGUUGGGCAAGAGGCGGUUCAUCGGGAAGCUGUCGGACCUGCUGAUCCCCGGGCCGGGCUGCACCCCGACCUGGCCGCCGCCGCCGGCAGCCCCAGGACCCCGCUGGACCUCAAGCUCCAGUCGCCGAGGUCGCCCCGGGGCCCCCGGGGGUACGACCUCGGCGGCGUCGGGCUCGGCAUCGUGGCGGCCCUCGAGCGGUCCGGCGAGGUCCCGGGGAGGCACUGCGUGUGCAGCCCGCGGGGGGCUUCCGCCGCCGCCGCCGCCGCCGGCGGGAAGGGCAAGAGGGGGUGUGCUGCGUUCGUCGGAGGAGGAGGUGGUGUCUUCGACGGCGUGGAGAUGGAUUGCCAGGAGAACUACACGUACGUGACUUGCCACGGACCCGGCAGGUCCUUCACCAAGGUGUACUACGACGGAGGUCUAGAUUGCCCGGGCGAGCGCGAGCGGUCUUGCCCCGCCGCCGCCGAUUACGGCGUUUCGAGAGAGCCGGCGUCGAGGGUCGCGAGGGAAGGAGGAGAAGCAGAGAAUGUUCCGGUCUAUCCGUUUCUAGACUUCCUCAGUUCUUGUCACCGGUGCGAAAAGAAGCUCGACGGCGUGGACAUCUACAUGUACAGGGGAGAGAAAGCGUUCUGCAGCGCCGACUGCAGGUCGAAGCAGAUAAAGGCGGACGAGGGGAAAGAGCGGACAGAGCGGACAGAACGGAAAUGCAGGAACGAGGCGUCGAAAGCGGCCGACCUCUCGAGCUCGCCGUACACGAAGGGCCAGAUCUUCUCGACCGGGAUCGAAGCACUCUAACGCACAAACCCGGAAGAUGGGAACGACCCUCGUACAUAUUCACGGCAUAAUAAUAUAUAUGACUAUACGGAGAGAUUUUUAUCUUGAGCUUUGCCUUUUUGAGAAGAGAGACCAAAAGAGAGGAUGGAAAAUUUUUGCUCGGAUGUGAGGGAAGAGCGAGAGCGCCAACUUACUGUAAUGAAACAUCAGGGGCUCCCAGGAAGAAAUACAAAACAUUGUCUGGGAGUCCCCUCUUAUUUACUUCGCUCCUGAUGCGGGUUCAUACCUAAUUCGACGCAGUCGUCCGUCUCAAUAUGAAUUUUAGGUGCAAUGGCUCCUUCAAACA